GGCGUUGGCAUUUGUUGUUGGAGUUGCCUUUGUGGUGUAUAUUUCUAUAUUAUUUUCGUUAACCUCAUUUAUGGGCUGUUGCCACUCAUUUUAGAAUACAAACCUUAAGUUUUAUUCAGUUUUAGUUUUGUGGUUAACAUUUUAACAGAAGAAAUGAACAACUCGUGGAGAAACGGUUCAAACAACUCUUCAGGUUUUGUGUAUUUCAAUACAAACAACUCAUGCCAAAAUCUAAAUACCUCGGAUUUCAUGGCUUUUAACGACCCCUACGGUUCUCCAAAGUGCAAUAGGUUUUCUCCUGUCCACUACAGCAGUCCGAGAAAUUUCUAUGGAAGGCCCCCAGGACGUAACAGUUUUAGGUACCAUAACAGUCGAGAAAACAAUUCGUUUAAUAGCUCAAAUAGGAGCUAUAACUCCACCGGCUUUAAUAAUUCUGGAAAAAAAAGUGGGCAUCAACAUGGAAAGAAUAACAACAGUUUUCAAAACAAUGGCGAAAAGAACUUGUCCAAAUAUUAUGACCACACAUGCUUGAAAAAUCCAUGGGCCGAGUUGGAACUAAAGUUAAAGAAAACCCAGGAAUCGGAAGCGAAAGCAGACCCUGUUAUUGUGGAAAAAGAAAACACAGAUGUCGAGGAAAGCUCAAGUUCUGCAGACGAACAAGAAAGUGAGUCGGAAACCAAAACGAGUAGUAGCGAAGUUGAGGAUGGAACGACAUAACAUUAGAUGCAUGUCGGUGAAAGAUAAAAGAGGGCAAUGGCAAUAUUUUAAUAUGUAAUGUGAGGUAUGGUGUUUUAAUAUCACGAAAUAUACAAAUUUUAAAUCGUAGAUUUAAGUAACUGCACAUUGGCGGUUUAUUACAUAUCAACUAGAAAAAUAUAAACGUUAUAACAUUUUUAAAUGUUUUAUCAAAACCGAAGCUUUUUAUAUAGAGUGUCCCAAUUUAUAGGUGUACAGGCCAUUAACAUAGUAGGUAACUGGAAAACAAAUGAACUGGGUUUCUUCAAUUGUUAAAGACUAAUUAAACAAAAGAAAAGCAUAAAUUGCUGAUAUAAAUGCAAUAUUACUCUUUUUUGACAUUAAUUCGGAAUAAAUUAAAUACUUGUUUAAAAAAUAAAAUAAUUGCAAUAAAAGAAAAUAUUUAUAUCACGAAUUUUCAAUUUGUAUAUAAAAUUGAAAAAUUUAUACAUUUUUAUAGAAAAGGAAGGUACAACGAUUUUUUGAAAGUUAUAAAAUGAUGUCGUUUGAUUAAAUUUCAGAAAAAAUUGCUUGUACAAUUUAUUUAUUUAUAUUUUUCAUGUAUCAUGUUAAGGGUAUAUAUACACAUAAAUUGGGGCACCCCCAAAUUGAAAUUAUGGAAACGAUAAAGUAUAAUGUGUUGACAUUUUUGUGCAAUGUGCAGUCCUUAGCCCGUUUUGUAAUAGUUUUAAUGAUUUUAAUUUUCGAUAAAAUUUAUUUGUGCGAUUUAUCAACCCGAGGAUACUAAAACACUUGCCUCACUGAUCUCCCUCUUAAUAUUAACGUAAAUUGAAACAGUACCUGAAUGUUUACGUUAUAAAUAUAUUUUUAAAGUAUCUCAUCAAAUCAUGCCAUAUAAUUUGAUUUUUAGAAAAAUAAUAAGAACAUAAUUCGGGUUUUCUACAAACGUGAACAAAUAAACUAAUAAUAUAUUGUUAUGAUUUAGUUGUUACUAAUAAACUAAGUGUUUAUGGUUGUCCUA
Messenger RNA from Anoplophora glabripennis (Asian longhorned beetle), 1717 nucleotides. Its product is annotated as GATA zinc finger domain-containing protein 14-like. Lineage: Eukaryota; Metazoa; Arthropoda; Insecta; Coleoptera; Cerambycidae. The coding region runs from base 154 to 717 and encodes 187 amino acids. The record is from RefSeq and is a predicted model, not a curated record. The transcript has 2 exons.